Messenger RNA from Penaeus monodon (black tiger shrimp), 2443 nucleotides. RefSeq names its product 1,5-anhydro-D-fructose reductase-like. Gene Ontology annotation, cellular component: cytosol. The transcript has 9 exons. NCBI's taxonomy places the organism in Eukaryota, Metazoa, Arthropoda, Malacostraca, Decapoda, Penaeidae. The record is from RefSeq and is a predicted model, not a curated record. Bases 320 to 1291 code for a protein of 323 amino acids. Gene Ontology annotation, molecular function: aldose reductase (NADPH) activity.
AGCCACGAAGCCACAAGAGUCCCUGCAACUCGAGGGAAAUAGAUUUCUUUACUCACAAAAUACGUGUGAAUUCAAGAUUAGAUCAGAAUCUUCUUGUGAAUGAAGACAAAGAGAACAAAGCGACUUCACUUUCUGAGCUGUCAUUAGGACUGUCAUUUUUAAUCAUCCGUGUUAUAACUUUUAGAGUAAAAUAAGAGCCGCAUUUUAUACUUAAUAACCCCAUUACCCCCAAUUAACUUCCAUUAAUUAGUACAAAUUCUCCAGCUAAAUCAUACAAACUACCCUAAAAUAAAAUAGAUAGAUAAGAUAUAGCUUUAAAAUGUCGCCAGUUCAACACAUCACUUUCUUCAAUGGCCAAAAAAUACCUAUAAUUGGCCUUGGGACUUUUCAGGCGAGAGAUGAUGAAGUGCGUCAGGCAGUCCAACUGGCCCUCGAAUGUGGCUACAGGCAUUUUGACACUGCCACACUCUAUCGAAAUGAGGAGGCCAUUGGCGACGUGCUCAGCAAGUGGAUCUCGGAGGGAAAGGUCGCCAGAGAGGAUCUCUUCAUCACUACAAAGCUUCCAACAAUUGGUAACCGUGCAGAAAAUGUGACCAAAUUUCUGACAACUUCAUUGAAGAAAUUGCAGCUGAGCUACGUUGACCUUUAUCUUAUACACUUUCCAGUUGGAUGUAAAGGGAAAGACGAAAAUGACCUGCAACCCAGAGAUUCUGAAGGGAAAGUCGUCCUAGACAUGGACACCGAUCAUGAGUGUCUGUGGAAGGCCAUGGAGGAGCAGGUGGAUGCUGGAAGAGCGAAAUCAAUUGGGAUUUCAAACUUCAACAGUGAGCAGGUUGAGAGGAUUAUGAAAUUUUGCCGCAUCCAGCCAGCUAACCACCAGGUGGAAAUUCACGCAUUUCAUCAACAGAAGGAGUUGCGAGCUGUUUGCCAUAAGCAUAAUAUUACAAUGUGUGCUUAUGGGCCUCUUGGUGCUCCUUAUAAGGAAGGGGCCAAACAAAGACCAGUCCUGAAACAUCCUGUGGUAACCUCACUGGCUGCUCGUCUUGGCAAGACGCCGGCACAGAUCCUGCUGCGGCACUUGAUCCAGUUGAACAUUGUCGUCAUACCCAAGUCCUCGAACCCUGAACGUCUCAAGCAGAACUUCGAAGUAUUUGACUUCAAACUGAGCGACAAAGACAUGAGAGAGCUGGACAACUUGGACCAAGGGAGAGAUGGAAAGCUCUUUAUCUUCUCUGAUUCCAUGAUAGGUGUUGAAAACCAUCCAGAAUUCCCAUUCAAAAUUCCAUUUUAGACUUUGGAGCUCCAGCUGGCCACUUUAGGUUCAUCUCAAGAUACUCUUUCUUCUUCUUCUUCUUCUUUGUAUUCUUCUUCUUCUUCUUGCCCCAAAACGAUGAUGUUGAUAAUGUCUUUUGGCAUAUACUUCAGAACAGAAUUUUGUUGUUAAGGAAAAUGAAGCUUUUUCUUCAUACAAAAUAGUAUUGUGGUUAAUUUUCUGUUUUAUAUUUGUGAUUCUUUUUAUAGCUUUACCCUGUACAGAUUGAACAAAAACUGUUGUUAAUGAAUCUGUGAUUUUUUUAAUAGAUUACCCUGUGUUAUGUGUGUUUGCCUCUGUUUUGUCUAGCUAAAAAACAAAGGUCACGUAUUCUCUAUACAUCAUACAUAUAAAAAAAGUUAAAAUUAGAACAAAAAAAAAAGUCCAAAGAAAAUGAACUCAUACAAGAAGUUACUUUCAUUUCUUUUCUGUUUUAACACUGGCUUGCUAUUUUUGUGUUAAAGAGACAGUGCUUUAUUUUCCUGAAAUUGUAUAGAAAAGUCUGAGUCUGAUAAGAUAAGUUUGUUUUUUGUUUUUUUGGUAUUAGAGAGAGAAGAUCCAUUAUGUUGUUAUUCAGAUAAACAAGUAAUGUUACUCUUUGUUUAUUAAAUGUCUGUUGUUAGUAUUCACCAGAUGAAUUGCAACAUAUGUUGUAUUAUAUGACACAUAAAUGUUUAAGUGUGCUUGCAUUGAUAAGAAAUCAUACCUUUGUGAUACACCUCAGGUACAAUAGCCAACAUCAUUACAUGUUGUAUGGAGAUACAGAGAUUGAACUGAUUUAGUUUUAAGGAAAACCAGUUACAGUUUAUCAGCUAGUGACUAUUUCAUUAUCUGGAAAGUAAAUCAUAAUUUUCACUGUUUGAUUUUGCAGUUAUCACAAUGUUUUUCAAGUUAUUGAAUUUUCAUCAAUCUAAAGAAAUAUGCAAUGUCAUUUUGCUUCAUAGCACUGCAUUGUUUUACAGUGAUUGGUGCUGUUGGUUAAAACAUUUCUCUAAAAAGUAACUAUUGUGUAAUGAAAAGGAGUCGUUGAUAAUUUACAAACAUGUAAAUAACAAGACAGAGGUUUUCACCCUACUUGCCUAUAAUUUGCAAUGGCAAAAUUGUAAUUUUUCAUUAAAGGUGAGAUUUUUG